GUCGAAGUUGUGAAGCGUUGGAGACCGGUACUUGAUUUGCUGCCAGGCCCCGUUGACCAUCAUGGCACGACGACUUUUCACAGCGGCAGUAGCCAGCGGACUGGCAUCGUCGCUCUUCUUUUCUUCUCCUACAUAUGCUCAAAAUGCCAGCUCAACCACGACGAGCUGGCGACCUCUUUUCACUAUACCUGCCGAGGCCGAUGUCGGCGCAAACUUACUUCCGACUGCAAAUGACCCUCAAGCGGUUGAUGCCCAGACUGUGUGUCCUGGAUAUCAAGCUUCCAAUGUGGUGCGAACAGGGCUUGGCUUCACGGCUUCGUUGAGUCUUGCUGGACAAGCAUGCAAUGUCUACGGUACCGACAUUGAUAAGUUGAACUUGACGGUUGAGUAUCAAUCUGCCGAUCGAUUGAGUAUCAACAUUGUCCCGGCCGUGAUUGAUGCCUCAAAUUCGUCGCAGUACAUCUUGCCGGAGAGCCUAGUCCCUAAGCCUUCUGCGGAUGUUGAUGCCAAUGCCACAAGCGCUGAUAAUGACUUGGUCUUUACCUGGUCCAAUGACCCGAGUUUCUCAUUCACUGUGACUCGCAAAUCCACCGGUGACACUUUGUUCACCACAGAGGGGACCGUGCUUGUUUUUGAGAACCAGUUCAUCGAGUUCGUCUCUGCGCUCCCAGAGAACUACAACUUGUAUGGUCUGGGUGAACAUAUUCGACCCCUUCGUUUGGGUAACAAUUAUACGGCAACCAUGUACGCUGCUGAUGUUGGUGAUGUCGUUGAUAGAAAUCUCUACGGACAACAUCCAUUUUACCUGGAUACCCGCUAUUACCAAGUUGACAACAGCACGGGCAACUUGACGCUAAUCACUUCUCCUGCAAAUGAGACUGACGCUACUGCGGACUACGUUUCGUACUCGCAUGGUCUUUUCCUGCGCAAUUCGCACGGUCAGGAGAUCCUCCUGCACCCGCAGAACAUCACAUGGCGAACGAUCGGUGGUAGCAUAGAUUUGUACUUCUAUGCUGGUCCGACCCAACCUGAGGUCACUCGCAACUACCAGGUCAGCACAGUCGGACUUCCUGCAAUGCAGCAGUAUUUCACUUUUGGCUACCAUCAAUGCCGAUGGGGUUACCACAACUGGUCCGAGCUGGCCGAUGUUGUGUCCAACUUUGAGAGAUUUCAGAUUCCUUUGGAGAAUAUCUGGACCGACAUUGACUAUAUGAAAUUGUACCGUGAUUUCGAAAAUGACCCAAACACCUUUGGUUAUGCCGAAGGCAAGCAAUUCCUUGAUAGCUUGCACGCCAGCGGACGACACUAUAUCCCAAUUGUAGAUUCUGCAAUUUAUCGGCCCAACCCAGAGAACGCCACUGAUGCAUACCCAAUUUACGACCGCGGUGAUACUGUGCAAGCUUUUCUCAAGAACCCAGAUGGUAGCCAGUAUGUCGGUGCCGUGUGGCCCGGCUACACCGUUUUCCCUGACUGGCUCUCUGAGGGCGCGCACACCUGGUGGACCGAUGAAAUGACCAGAUGGUCAAAGAAUGUUUCAUUUGAUGGCAUCUGGAUUGAUAUGUCUGAGGUAUCAUCUUUCUGCAUUGGCAGCUGCGGCUCCAACAAUCUAACCUUGAACCCGGUGCACCCAUCGUUCUUGCUGCCUGGCGAGCCUGGCAAUGUUGACUACAACUAUCCUGAGGGAUUCAACAUUACCAACUCCACCGAAGCGGCCGCAGCUGCUUCUGCAUCCUCGAGCCAGUCCGCAUCCCUCGCCACUGCGUCUCCUACCACGACGCAAGCCUAUGUCCGCAUCACUGCCACACCCGGCGUGCGUGACGUCAACUACCCGCCAUACACGAUCAAUAACAACAACGGAGAGCUUGCAGUCCACGCCAUCUCGCCAAACGCCACUCAUAUUGACGGCACUCAGGAAUACGAGAUCCACAGUCUCUGGGGUUAUGGAAUCCUCAACGCCACCUACAAUGCCCUUCUCAACGUUUUCCCCGAGAAGCGUCCCUUUAUCAUUGGCCGCUCCACUUUUGCCGGCUCUGGAAAGUGGGCUGGACACUGGGGAGGUGACAAUUACUCCAAGUGGCUGUACAUGGUGCUCUCAAUUCCUCAAGCGCUGUCGUUCUCCCUCUUUGGAAUCCCCAUGUUUGGCGUCGACACAUGCGGUUUCGCGGGUAAUGCGGACGAAGAGCUCUGCAACAGAUGGAUGCAGUUGUCGGCUUUCUUCCCCUUUUACAGAAACCACAACACCCUCGCUUCCGCCUCUCAGGAGCCCUACAUCUGGUCUUCGGUCAUUGAUGCUUCCAAGACCGCCAUGGCUAUCCGCUACCAGCUUCUGCCGUACAUGUACACGCUCUUCUAUCUUGCCCACUCAACUGGCUCGACUGUGAUGCGUGCCCUGUCGUGGGAAUUCCCCAACGAGCCCGCCCUUGCCGGUGCUGACCGUCAAUUCCUCCUUGGUCCCUCACUCCUCAUUACUCCUGUCCUUGAGCCCCAGGCUACCACUGUCGACGGCGUCUUCCCUGGCGUUGGCCACGGUGAGGUCUGGUACGACUGGUACACCCAGACAGCCGUGAACGCGACCGCUGGCGCCAACACCACGAUCGAUGCUCCCCUGGGCCACAUCCCCGUCUUUGUGCGUGGCGGUAGUGUGCUUCCUAUGCAAGAGGCCGCUCAGACCACGCGCGACGCCCGCAACAGCCCCUGGAGCUUGCUCACCGCCUUGAGUCUGGAAAAGACUGCAUCUGGCCAGUUGUACGUUGACGACGGCGAGAGCGUCAAGCCAAAUUCCACUCUCUUUGUCGAGUUCGUCGCCAACCCCUCCGGCCUGACCGCCUCCUCGCGCGGCACAUACCAAGACAGCAACCCAUUGGCCAACAUUACCGUGCUGGGCUUCACAUCCCCUCCCUCCGCCAACCUGACGCUCAACGGCGCCCGCAUCCCCUCGUCGUCGGUCUCGUAUAACGCCACCUCCAAGGUCCUUGCCCUCACUGGUCUCCAGAACGUCACUGGCACAGCUAGUGCCUGGGCCAAGGACUGGAUUCUCAGGUGGUAAUUCCCUUGUAUGGUGAUUACCUUGUUUGGUGGGUAGAUAGUGUUUGGUGGUUCGAUGUGGUUGGUGGGUAGAUAUCUGUGUAGCAACUGGAGUUUAUCUAUCUCGCUAGGUGGUUUGUUAAAACCAUAGCCUGCAAAAUCAUCCUUAUAGUAUCUGCAGGGGAGGAAUGUCGCAAAAAAAAAAAAUAAAAUAAAAUAAAAUUAAGAAACUUACGCUUCGCAGCGAAAAAGUAACUGUGAAUAGUCGAUAUAGUCGAUAUUGGGAACGGGAAAAUGGGGGAAAGGGGAAAAAGCGGAGGAUUGGAUAGUAUAGUAUAGUACAAGUACCUGAGUUAAUGAAUAUACCUU
This is a messenger RNA of Xylona heveae TC161, 3393 nucleotides long. Its product is annotated as glycoside hydrolase family 31 protein. The record is from RefSeq and is a predicted model, not a curated record. The transcript has 5 exons. Lineage: Eukaryota; Fungi; Ascomycota; Xylonomycetes; Xylonales; Xylonaceae. Gene Ontology annotation, biological process: carbohydrate metabolic process. The coding region runs from base 62 to 3046 and encodes 994 amino acids. Gene Ontology annotation, molecular function: carbohydrate binding; hydrolase activity, hydrolyzing O-glycosyl compounds.